Lachancea thermotolerans CBS 6340 is the source of this 474-nucleotide messenger RNA. It is a transcript of the gene GIM5, whose product is annotated as Gim5p. The record is from RefSeq and is a predicted model, not a curated record. Lineage: Eukaryota; Fungi; Ascomycota; Saccharomycetes; Saccharomycetales; Saccharomycetaceae. Gene Ontology annotation, cellular component: prefoldin complex; cytoplasm. The coding region runs from base 1 to 474 and encodes 157 amino acids. The transcript is spliced from 2 exons. Gene Ontology annotation, biological process: protein folding; regulation of DNA-templated transcription.
AUGUCGACUCAAAAAAUCGAUCUUACGAAGCUUAACCCCGAGCAGCUUGCAGUUGUGAAAAGACAGUUUGAUCAAGAGCUUCAACAUUUUACUCAAUCGCUUCAGGCUCUUAAUGUGGCACGGACUAAGUUCAAAGAGUGCAAGGACGACAUUGAGUCUGUCUCCAAGCUAAACAAUGAAGACCAGGCUAUUCUUGUUCCUCUCUCCGGCUCUCUGUACGUGAAGGGUAAAGUCAAGGACAACAAGAAAUUUCUUGUGGACGUCGGGACAGGAUACUACGUCGAGAAGAGUGACAAAGACGCUCUCGAGUUCUACGAAAAGAAAAUCACAAAGCUCAAUAAAGAGUCUGUCCAAAUACAGGCCAUUAUCAAAGAAAAGAGUCAAUCCUCCAUGGCAAUCGAAGGCCAUAUAAGACAAGCCGCUAUUAAGCUUCAUGAACAAAAUGCAGCUCAACAGUCCCAGAGCGCCCAGUAG